AUGGCAGACGGCGGCCCUGGGGCCCCAAUUCCGGUCUCGCCGCGCCGGAACAAGCUGGGGCGUCCGCCGCGGGACGGUCACGGCGUCUACGUCCACACCAACUCUUUCUUUCAAUACGAGGGGGACUGGAAAGGAGGGAGGCAGCAUGGCCACGGGAAGCUGCUCUUUAAAGACGGGAGUUACUACGAAGGCGACUUUGUGGACGGAGAGAUCACCGGGGAAGGACGCCGCCACUGGGUCUCCUCAGGCCACGGGCUCCUGGUGGACCAGGACGGACAGGUGUACGAGGGCUCCUUCCACAACCACAGGAAGCACGGGCACGGGCACAUGCUCUUCAGGAACGGUGACACGUAUGAAGGAGACUGGGUCCUGGACCAGCGUCAGGGACACGGCGUGCUCAGCUGUGCUGAUGGGUCCACAUAUGAGGGACAGUGGCACCGUGGCGUGUUCAGUGGAGAGGGCCGCCUGACCCACCGCUCGGGGCUCAUGUACAAUGGAAUGUGGAUCAACGGCCACCCAGUGGCCCAGGCCACCAGGAUCGUGAUUUUGGGUCCGGAAGUGAUGGACGUGGUCCAAGGAGCCGCCGUCACGUUACACGUCCAGCUGCAGCAGCAAGAUGGCAGGGUGGCCACAAGUGAGAACGGCCGGGUCCUGGGCAUCUCGGCGGGCGUUCGGUACGUGCAGCUCCCGACCUACUCCGACGUCAGCUUCUUCCAGGUGGACGCAGAGCACCAGGAGACGCCCACCCCAACACCGUUUGGGUUUGAGUGCAUCACUUACCCUCUGUGGAGCCCUGCAUCCGUGUCCACGGGGCUGGAGCUCAGGGCGGCGGAGGAAAGUGCCGGAGCUGACCCGCCCCUCCCCUCAGCCAAUGUGCAGCCAGUGCCAACUGGGGACACCCUGCAGGACCAGGAAGAUGGCCCCUGCGACCCCCCUGGCAGGGAGCACAUGCCCCCAUGUUCCCACGCCCACCAGCGGGUGAAGCAAGGCUGUGCUGUCUUCUCUGAUGUCCUGCUUGGGCCCGCUCCGCCCCACUACCACCCGGUCCUGUUCCUGCACAGCGACCAGAAGGUGGGCUGCAGGUCCAGAGCCAGCCUAGAGACUGGGUGCCCACCAGGCACAACGCAGGAGCCAGCAGGAAGCAGGUCUGAUGGGACAGUCAGAGGGAAGGGCCUGACCACAGAGGAGCUGGUGGCAACAGCAGCUUACCCAGGGGAGUAUGUGCUCAUGAUCCAUGAUGUGACCACGCCCCCGUUCCUGGGCUGCCCCCUGCCCACCGCCUUCAAGCACCUGCGGGUCUCAGCAAAGGAGUCCGGCCAGAGGCCACAGGUUCCAAAAGGAGACCCGGGGACACCUCACAAGAAGCAGCCGGAGCUCUGCGAGCAGCUAGCCCACUGAGAACUUGCGUCCCUCUGCUGGCCAUGGACACGGAAUGGGCAGCGGGGGAGAGCUGCCACCCCCUCGGGCAGCCCUGAGUGAAGCUGGUGGGGUACCAGGUUGCACCCCCACCCCACGCUGUGUUCCACAUUUGAAUAAAAAUGUUUCUCCCAUGGCU
Messenger RNA from Echinops telfairi (small Madagascar hedgehog), 1555 nucleotides. RefSeq names its product MORN repeat containing 1 (gene MORN1). The record is from RefSeq and is a predicted model, not a curated record. Lineage: Eukaryota; Metazoa; Chordata; Mammalia; Afrosoricida; Tenrecidae. Gene Ontology annotation, cellular component: cytosol. The transcript is spliced from 13 exons. The coding region runs from base 1 to 1398 and encodes 465 amino acids.